Messenger RNA from Parastagonospora nodorum SN15, 819 nucleotides. RefSeq lists its product as hypothetical. The coding region runs from base 1 to 819 and encodes 272 amino acids. The transcript has 3 exons. The record is from RefSeq and is a predicted model, not a curated record. NCBI's taxonomy places the organism in Eukaryota, Fungi, Ascomycota, Dothideomycetes, Pleosporales, Phaeosphaeriaceae.
AUGGAUCAAUUCGAGAUGUAUCUGAAGUACCUUCGCAUCUUCAAAUCGGGGAUCAUGCGAUGGGUUUGCAUCACACUCAUCGCCAUCGUUAGUCUCUGGGGUCUUGCCUUUAUGUUUGUCGGAUGGUUCCCAUGCUUUCCUAUACGAGGCGCAUGGCAGCGGAACAUUGGCGCAAAGUGCUAUGGGUUUGGUCUCGGAAACGUUAAUGAGUUCAUCAUGAUCUUCAAGAUCCACUCGUCAUCAAAUAUGGUGCUUGACGUUUUGGUUUUCUUGACGCCAAUGGUCAUCUUCAGGACGCCUACAUUGAAGAUCAAGAACUUGGUGGCGAUGGCGGGUGUGUUCACAUGCGGCGCAAUUGUUGUUGGGAUUUCUAUCUGGCGCCUCUACGUGAUUUCCAACACACAGGCAGCGACAUACCCCUACCUCGACUUCACAUGGUGGUCACCCAUCAUGAUCGUCUUAUCCUGCCUCGAAAUCGAUCUCGCCAUCAUCUGUGCAUCGAUGCCAAUCUUCUGGCCGAUCAUCGAGAAGUCGCUCGCAGCUAUCUUCGUGUCCUACGAAGUCGAUGUCACAGAAGAGCGCGUACAAGACGAGUACGGCCUCGCAUAUGAGCUGGAACACACGAAGAGCGCAGGACAACAAAGCUUGAGGAGUGUCAGUGGAACGUCUAUGGAAGGUUUGACCAUGACAACGGAGGAAGAUACAAAUAGAGUACCCAAGUUCUCAGUUGGACGUGAUCCACUUGAACAGGAUACACGAGCAGUAACAGGCUUCCAGGCCAGCGUUGAGACGAGGCCAAAGCCUAAAUGGGAGAUAUAG